Aspergillus fijiensis CBS 313.89 is the source of this 1305-nucleotide messenger RNA. RefSeq lists its product as uncharacterized. The coding region runs from base 1 to 1305 and encodes 434 amino acids. NCBI's taxonomy places the organism in Eukaryota, Fungi, Ascomycota, Eurotiomycetes, Eurotiales, Aspergillaceae. The transcript is spliced from 6 exons. The record is from RefSeq and is a predicted model, not a curated record.
AUGGCCGGCUCGCUUACAUGGCCGGCUCGCUUACAUGGCCGGUUCGCUUACAUGGCCGGCUCGUUUACAUGGCCGGCUCGUUUACCAAAUACGUUAAAGGGUACGACUGCAAAAACAGCCAUCACCGAUAAAACCAUUAACCAACAUAGUUCCAUUCGCUUCUACUGCCCUACAUUCUUAUGCAACACAGCAGGCACGCCUUCAUUGCAAUUCAGCACUCCCACCAUAGUAACCAAUGUCCACGUGAUUGGGGCUGAUCCAUCCAUCCAAGCAGAAUGCCCACCUCGACCGUCUAAAAGUUCCCAAACACUGAGACCACAAGAUCAAGACAUCUUCGAGAAAAUCACCCUCAGCAGCUGCCACGUAACUGCGGAUGGAGAUAGUGUCACAGUCGAGGCCACCCUCAUGGACGUGGGUUGCAACUGGAAUGUUUCUAGGAACCGUUUGGAAGCGGUCAUCAAUUCCCUUUCGAGCCUCGUAUGGAAGGGCAUCUAUGGUCGGCAUGGUUGGAGAGAAGAGAGGAUGAGAUGCUCGUUAGAUGGGAGAAGCGGCAAGCUGGGGACGCGGGAGGGGCGGCCCGCGGAGGGCCCACAGCUCAACGUUCGAUACCACCACCCACCAAGCCCUACAACCUCACCCGGGCUCCUUCCGCCAACCCUAUUCCCACUCAGCGAAACCCCGAAUGAUACAACUGCUCCUCCCUCCAAGCCCCAUAGGGCCAUCGUCCCCCGGCGGUCCAGCCGCGUACCGGACCAGCCUCUCAUACCGGUCCAACAAGCCUGUGGGAAAAGGGCCUUGCAGAUCCCACUGCGCGACUUCGUUCCCGAAUUUCGUGACAUCGAGCCACAGCUCCCGCUGGAAGGGGCUGAGCUGAUCGGCCCACGCCAUGCUUUCGCAGUGGCAGUGGACCUCCACCAGUCGCUGGUCCGUGGAGAUGACCACGAAGAGGUCUGCGCGGAAGGGGUUGGGGUCAUCUUGGUCGGUGGUGCCGGGGCGGAUGACGCUGGUGCAUUUUCCCGAUACCGCAGCGAGGAACUCGCCCCGACUACACUCCAUCCAGAGCCAGACGGUUCGGGACCAUUUGUCGUUAACCUCGAACCGAUACGGAAUCCGACGGGAGGCUAUGGCAGCGAUGAUGUGUUUCCGGGCUCUGGCGAUCUCCUGCUUGUUGUACGGCUGCGCCAUUCCGCGCAGGUGGGGCAGGUCCACGGUGUGAUUGCUGAUGCCGAGCCUGUCUUCAUGGAUGGUAAUGAGAGGUUCCAAUUUGGUGGUUGGGGCUGGGGGAUUCGUGCUGGCAGGAUCUGA